UUUGAAUCUUUUGAAAGAACAAAUUGAUAUUCAUUACCAAUCCACUAAUUUUUCCUAUGAGCAAACAAUGCACAAUUUUUCAUUGGAUAAUAAGAUCUUUUUUAUUCUUUGACGGGUGUCCAUAAGGGUGCAAAAAUGGAGUAGAGCCGACUAGUGUUUGGCUUGAGGUCACUUCAUUGGAUUUUUUCUCCUUAAGGGGAUGUGUUGUACGAUAUUCAAAACUUAGGGGGCAUAUAAGAAUCAGCAAAUCUUCUGGGGACCAGGGGAAAUUGCCUAUGUUAAAUUUAUAAAAAAUAAAAUAAAAAAUGUAAUGAACAGAAGGCGCACGAUAGCAUUCACCAACUCUUUAAGUAGAAGCUGCCGAAACCCUCCCAAAACCCGCGUCUCUGGAAACAUGUCCAAGAGCCUAAAUUUAAUAAAGACGAGCGCGUCGAAUCCGAAAGUCUGGGUGGUGAUCAGCGUGAGCGUGGUGGGGAUCGUGGUUGUGGCGGAGACGCUGCGCCGUAGAAGGAAAGUAAAAGCGGAUGGAAGAGUUGAUUUCGGGGCUUUUAUUGAAAGAUUUGAACUGCUUCCUUUCCCUCAGCCGCCGCCUCCCGCUGCUGCACAGCCGCUUGCAGGCUUAACAUUUGCCGUCAAGGACAACUUUGAUGUCAAGGGGUAUAUAACUGGGUUUGGGAGUCCGGACUGGGGAAGGACGCAUGAGGAAGCCGACAAAACAGCGGUGGUGGUCACUCUUUUAUUGAAGAAUGGGGCUACUUGUGUUGGCAAGACCAUAAUGGAUGAAAUGGCUUUUGGUAUAACUGGGGAGAACAAGCAUUAUGGGGCCCCAAUCAAUCCGCACAUGCCUUCUUAUAUUCCUGGAGGUUCUUCUAGCGGUUCUGCAGUGGCAGUUGCUGCUGAGCUUGUUGACUUUGCUCUUGGUACUGAUACAAUUGGCUGUGUCAGAAUUCCAGCGUCAUUUUGUGGGAUCCUUGGUUAUCGACCAUCUCAUGGGGCCAUUUCUACUGUUGGGAUUCUGCCAAAUUCUCAAACUCUGGAGACUGUUGGAUGGUUUGCUCGUACUCCAUCUAUUUUACAUCGUGUUGGUCAUGUUUUACUUCAACUAAAUGCGGUGGAACCUAGGAGGCCAAGACGCCUUAUUUUUGCUGAUGAUGUCUUCCAGCUUUCUAAGGUUCCCAAGCUGAAGACAGUGCAUGUUAUUAGCAAAGCAAUUGAAAGUCUAUCUGGGUACAAGCCUCCAAACCAUGUGAACUUUGGUCAGUAUAUUUCUUCCAGGGUGCCCAGUUUGAAAGGAUUUCAUGAAAAAUCUACAAAAUUGGAAAACGGAAUGUCUAUUUUGAAAGCUCUCUCAUCAGUCAUGAUUUCAUUACAAAGGUAUGAAUUUAAAAUUAAUCAUGAGGAAUGGAUUAAAUCAGUCAAACCAAGGUUUGGACCUGGUGUCUCUGAUUGUGUUCAUGAAGCGAUUAACAUAACACAUGAUAACAUGAAACUCUUUUAUAAAGUCCGGAGAAUGCGAGCAGCUCUUCAAAGUCUUUUAAAGGAUGAUGGAAUAUUAGUGAUUCCCACAGUUGCAGAUCAUCCAUUAAAGCUUAAUGCAAGGAAACAGUAUUCUGCUGAGUUUUAUAGUAGAGCAUACGUGCUAUCAAGUAUUGCAAGUAUGUCCAGUUGUUGUCAGGUUGCCAUUCCAUUAGGAAAGCAUGAUCAACAUCCAAUCUCUAUUUCAUUUAUCUCAUACCAUGGAGCUGAUAAAUUUCUUCUGGAUACUGUCUUAGAUAUGUACGAUUCCCUUCACGAAGAAGCCAACAUUGCAUCAAAUUCUGUGCCAUUUCCAGAUACCAAUGGUAACAUGGAUGCUUCUGAGCUCUUAAAAGAAAAGGGAAAUGCUGCAUUUAAGGGAAGGCAAUGGAAUAAGGCUGUAAAUUACUACAAUGAAGCUAUUAAAAUCAAUGGGAAAAAUGCAACUUACUAUUGCAACCGAGCAGCAGCUUACUUAGAAUUAGGAUGCUUUCAACAAGCUGAAGAAGACUGCAGCAUAGCAAUAUCACUUGAUAAGAAGAAUGUGAAAGCAUAUUUGAGACGUGGAACUGCUAAAGAGAGACUUCUCCGAUAUAAAGAGGCUCUUCAAGAUUUCAAGCAUGCUCUUGUUCUUGAACCACAGAAUAAGGUGGCUAGCCUUGCUGAGAAAAGAUUAAGAAAGCUGGUAACUUGAUGCUUUGCAUCUCUUGCCUCUCUCUCAUAAUAAACAAUUUUGGAGUUGGAUGAGGAUUGAAUGGAUCAUUCAAUAAGUAGUUUUUCAUUCAAACCUGCUUGGGUCAAAGUAAUCAAAGCAUAAAAAAGGUUGGAAGGGCUGGGUGUUGUCUGUUUGUACAAUUUAUUUUAAUUUAAUGCAAAAUAAAUAUUGUACAUGGACCUUUAAUUUUUGUGUUGUGUGAAGUGAAAGUUUGUAACAUUAGUUUGGUAGAAGCUACUUUUAUAGAGGAUGCACUGUUUUUUGUAUAAAUAUUUUGAAGUCAUUUGAGAUGAGGUGAUGUGGAACUUGAUAUAUGGUUUUAGGAUGCAAUAUGUUGGUAUUCAUGUGA
Mangifera indica (mango) is the source of this 2579-nucleotide messenger RNA. Its product is annotated as outer envelope protein 64, mitochondrial. The record is from RefSeq and is a predicted model, not a curated record. Gene Ontology annotation, molecular function: protein binding. NCBI's taxonomy places the organism in Eukaryota, Viridiplantae, Streptophyta, Magnoliopsida, Sapindales, Anacardiaceae.